Amoebophrya sp. A120 is the source of this 2471-nucleotide messenger RNA. Lineage: Eukaryota; Dinophyceae; Syndiniales; Amoebophryaceae. The record is from the annotation of a GenBank genome assembly.
CUUUAAUUUAUGACGUCCGAAGUUUCUACGAAGCUUUCAGUAUGUCAUGCCGUUUUUUAUUGGAGCAAGGCGGAUGCUCUGCUUUUGCUAAUUAAGCAUUCAUUUUUUCAGCACACAGAACAACCAACCCCCAGCGCCGUGGUGAGCAAUCUUAGGUCAUACGUAUAACAGAAACAGCGCGAGUUCAGUGCCGAAGUUCUUGAUCGCCACGACCGCCUCUAUUUAGAAGCACCAGCUGAAUCUAUUUCAGCUUGCGGGGUAGCAGAGCCAAGGGAGGCGCAACUAGGACGAGCAAUUUUGCCUGGCCGAAAGUGCCUCUGGUAUUUCGCAUUUUGUUUGUCACGUGCUGUCAUUCCUCGGCAGUGACUUGCUGCAACUUGGAUUCAUUCCGAAGCAUGUCUGUGUGUCCUCUCGUCUCUUCAGAAGAUUCGCCGUUCCGGUUGAUGACAAAUGGAGCUCUAUUUCAAAGACCAAAAUUUACUCAGAUCGACUAACGAGCAGGGGCGCGCUCUUGCCGUGUCAGCACGAUCUGUGUACUGCCUAGCUUGCUUUCUCUCGCGGACCUGUCUCUGAGUGUCACCCUCUAGUACAACGAGGUGCAAUCCCUUUUGGAGGGCGACGCUGAGUGGUGUUCUUUUGAUUUACUUAGCGGCUCGACCACUAGACUCUGUACCACCACAACGGCGAGGGAAUGCGAAUGGUAUAAAGUGUUUGUACUGUGUCAACAGGCAGCAAAAAGCUAACGCGACCGCAAGGAGCUGCAACUUUUUACGCUCUCGCCUUUUGCGUGCAAGUUGAAGUAAGUGCCGCGCGCCACUCUUUCACCGUGAAUGCAUAGAGCGCAAUUACCUUAUCGCGCAAAGCAGAAAACCCACCCAAAUAACAGCGGCGCCACGAAGCUGAAGCAUGGCUCACCCGCAAGUCGUACUUUCAAGUCAUACCCGCCGCAGCCAUGGUCGACUAGUGCGGCGCAGAAAGGCGGCUUAUUUUGCUCGAGGGGAAUUGCGCACUACCUAUCGUUUGAGGAGGGGGAGGGGGACGAGUUGCCUAGUUCUAUUCAUUUCUACUUUGGCGACGGCGACAACUUUUCGAAUUAGGAGAAGAAUGAUUGAAUAAUUUUUAAAUAUCAGGCGCACUUCACGUUUCACCUUUAUGGAAAAUUUACGAACCGCUCCUGGAAGUUGCAUCAAAUUGAAAGUGAGAAGAGAGACCUAGCUGCAAUUGAUAUGUAGAAGUCAGAUGGUCCUCUGUUCUUGAUGAAGUAUCUGUAAAUAUUUCUGAGAAUUUGAUUUAAGCUUAUUGACCAUUUCGAAAGAUGUAUUCCUUGACUAGGUGAAGUGUCGACCUAGAUUUUGACGCUGCCGGAAAAUGAAUCGAGGAGAUAAAAAACCUCACUCAACUGCGCCAGUGUUGUCCCAUACCGAGCCGCGUAGAAGUGCACAGCCGAUCUGCCGAUCUUCAUUAAGAUAAGGGGCGGCUGGUGGUCGAUCACAACUUCAUCUACCGUCACUUCACCAAAACGUCAAAUCUGCGGGGUCUCAGCCCAGACCCACGCGCAUUCGUCGUUAACGAAAGUGCAAAGCUUCACCACUCGUUUUCUGACUUUAAAUUUGCUUUUCAAAAUGAGGACUAGGCAGAGCACCUUCUUGUUACACUACCCUUCACAAUAAAUGCAAAGACAAAAUUUGAAAUUAUCAGACGAGCAACCACAGCUGACAUCACAACCGUGUAAACCAAAAAUGAGUUUUUUACAGUCAAGUAGAGCAACAAAGUGCGUGGUUUCCCUUACGGUACGCGUACAACCAAAAUUAUCUAAGCGUGGAGGUUACCAAAUACGGUUGCAACAGCACGGGGACAAACGAUUUGGAUACAUAAACGAAAGCGAGCUGAAACCUGCGUACCCACGCUCAGAAAACUGUCUGAGCGUAAAAGUGUAGUGCGACACUGGCCGGCGGGAGACAGAGUAUCGCUAACCUCUUCCGUGGAGAAUCUGCACGGAGCACGCGACCACUGACUUUUACUACGCGACAGUUUGCGUAUUUAUGUUUUUGACAGAAGUGCCACUCCAAGUCCGACGAAUUUGAACUCGAAUUAUGUAACGACUACGACUAGCGACGAUGAGUCAUUAUUUAUUUGUAACAAGAACAACGAACAGCAACAAGCUCGAGCUCCUGUAGAACCAACUUCAGAUGAAAAAUAGCAGCCAAAUUCAACCUUUUACGACUUGCAGCUCUUCAGCUACGUCAGUUUCUGUACAAACCUGAAAUAAAAAAUGUUUGUGUUGGUCGAUCGGAUUCGUAGUUCAUGAAGACGGACAGAAAAGCAACUUUCUGACGAACUUCUUGUCCGCCGCGGUCUUUCGGCUGAGGUGCUAGUCGGGAAGAUUUCGAGCGACUCCAGCGACGGAGACGAUUCCUGUUUUCCAAGAAACGAGACUUUGUACCUUCUUACGCACGAACUUCUAUUAUGAU